AUGCCUGGUGUCGAACUCAAGGGUAGCUGCCACUGUGGCACCGUCCGCUUCACAGUGAACAGUAGCUCUGCCGUCCCAUACCAGCUCUGCACCUGCUCGAUCUGCCGCAAAUGCGGAGGCUAUGGCGGGAGCGUCAACCUCGGCGGCCACGCUGAUUCCUUGAAGAUUCUUCAGGGAAAGGAAGCUAUCAGCGUAUAUCAAGCAGUCAUGGACCGCGACACGCCGAAGGAGCAUCGUGCAUCUUCCCAGCGCAACUUCUGCAACAAAUGCUCGAGCAUGCUCUGGCUGUGGGACGAGCAAUGGCCGGAGCUCAUCCACCCGUUCGCCUCUGCCAUUGACUCCGAGUUGGCCAUCGCGGACGAAAUGACGGUCGUCCGAACCGACUCCAAGCCCGCCUAUGUUCGCCUUCCGGAGGGCAGAAAACAAGUCUAUGAACUUUACGGGCCGGAGAGCUUAGAGAGCUGGCACAAGAAGCAUGGCCUCUGGGUCGAGUAG
Molecule: messenger RNA, 495 nt
Organism: Schizophyllum commune H4-8
Lineage: Eukaryota; Fungi; Basidiomycota; Agaricomycetes; Agaricales; Schizophyllaceae
Exons: 5
Coding region: 1-495 (164 amino acids)
Molecular function (GO): carbon-sulfur lyase activity
Source: RefSeq, a predicted model, not a curated record